CUUUGUUGCACCAAUCAAAAUCACUUCGCUGUGGCGAAGGAAAACUUGCUAGCUAAAUAAUACAGUAUAGUAAUGCUUGUGGAGUGGCGUUGUCCGUAAUAAGUUGGACAUGGCCAAGCAAAAACAACUGGUAAUAUUCCCAACACCCACAAAAGACAUGCAAAGCAAAGAGGAAACACUGGCAUCACCGUCAGGACUGACACCUGAUGCUAGCCAAAAGCUAACGAGGACGUUAGCAUACCGAUAUUAGCGGAGACAGCUAGUUAGCGUCUUUCUCUUGUUUUUGACAAAGCGUGGGGAACUUGGAUGCAAAGUUUACUAUCUGGUGGAUAGCAGUGACGAGGAGGAAAAGGAAUGCGACUAUCAGAGGACUGGCGCACUUUGUACAGUCAUUACUGUUGUGACAAUGGACCUUUGGAGACACUGGCGGGAGCUUACUCAGCGUUUAUUACCUGUGAGGGAGUGACGUUCAAGGAAAACGUUUCACACUUUUCUCUCUGUACUGCUGGGCCCCUCUCCAGAUCAGAUCUUUGGCUAUUGACUUUGAUUUCUUAAGAGCUCAGAACUCCUGCCCUGCCUAGACUUCUUUCCGCCACAGGUCUCUAUUGAUUGGCCACCAGGCAAUGUGGUGCCAAAGGCUGAAGGAUGAUGCAUCCUGCCAAGGCUGGUUUCCCUAAGCAGAAGACAUCUGCCUGCCUCCCCCAGAUGAUUCCCUCACAUCUAAUAGCCCCUUCUUCGUAUCUUCUUGCCAGGAACAAAAUCUACAGUCUUUCUUUUGACCUCACCAUUCCCUAUCUCCCAAUAGAGCGGAACAGAUCUCCGCAAACAUGGAUUCAAAGUGAGUGCAGCAUGCCCAAGGUGGUGGAGGAACACAAGUUCAUUGUUCCCUCGCAGAUGGAAGUUGGAGUUACCAGGCCCACUCCAGGACACAAGUCUUAUCCAAGCAAAAGGGCUAACCCUGAAGCAAAGCCUGCCUUUAAUCUUGGCCUGAUUGUUGAGGCCUCCAAUCUCCAGCCAGUAUGUGGGAUAGGAUGUGAAAAUAUCCCCAGACCCCUUCACUAUCUCCCCACUGCAACAUCCAAUACAGCUGUGCCUGCUGUCUACGAUCCCAUUGUGGUCAGAAACAACUGAACUUAGCCUAUGGAAGCAAAGGUGUGGUUUGGAGAGCAAAUGACCAAACUCAGGAAAAAGUGACGGAGCCACAUUGUAUUUGCUCUUCUCCCAACACAAAAAAACAAGAAUGGCUUAAAAUUAAGGCUCGACCACAAUUCAAGGGCAGACUUUUUGGUGAAGGAGAGGCAGGGAGGAUUGACAUCACUAAGUUGGCCUGGACCAGUCUGAGCAGCACGGCAGCCCUUUCGAAGAAUGAGCCUCUGCCAAAAGCUGCCUCUGCCUAACCAAGUCUCCCACCAUCUGCAACAAAUGUGCUCUAUUAAAGCAGUACCAUAUGGACAACAAGCUAGCUAUUAACACGGCUUCAGCACAUCCCCUUAACCUAGCCCAGAUUUCAAACUUCCAGUCAAAUUGACUGCUGAUUUAAUGCACCGCCAGCAGCCAUGUGGGUCUUGGCACGAGACGGCACUCUCAGCCUUCAGUCAUUAACAGGCUCAUGUAGUGCGCGGCACACAGCGAGACACAGAAGUUAGCUACACAGAUCCUACCAGUAACUACAUCGCAGGUUACUUGGUAUAUCCCUGAACCCAUAUGAGAAAAAGAAGCGACGUCCAAAUAGGAGGAUACAGAGAGCGAGACUCUAUGCUGAUCCAGGGACUCUAACCUUCUUAAGACAAGUAAACUAGGGCUCAAAACACUGUGUUCUACAGAGUGGAAACUAGCUUAUGAAGCAAAUCUACCCACAGAGCUGCUGCAGUGGCAGCCUAACUGGGCUUAUGUCUCAGUUCUUCCACAGUGAUGGAGAGUGCAUUUGCUCCCUCUGCGUGGAUCCAAAAUGGCAGUGAUUAACCCUGCAGGGUGUGAGGGGGGGGACACUUAAAUCCCUGUGGGCCGGGCGGCCAUGUUGACGCCUCUACCCUCUCUGAGUCAUGGGUGGACCCACCCACCGCUCACAAAGCCAUGCUCUCUUCUCCUCGACCAUGACGCCACAGCUAUGAGCCCUCUGUUCUACGACCCAGAGACAACACACACACACACCAAAUCAAUUACAGUUCUGUGGUUUUAACCCGACUCCAAAGUUCAGUAAAUUUUGCUUGUUUAUUUUUUCUCCUCCUGUCUCAGCUGCUUAGAUACUGUACAUAAUUAGAGUGGAAACACAUUUCUUCUCUUAGAAGCCUGAAUGUACACAGUUCUGUGGAUUUAUAGAGACUAAAUAUUGGCAUUAGCGACAACACCGUUUAUUUUGAUUUUACGUUUUGAUUUAACCUUGUUAGUUAUUAACCAAUUCUGUUCUUCAUGAUAGCAAUAUGUCUAUCUGUCUGUGCUAACCAACUGUCAUACUAGGCCAAAGAUAUUUGUUCAACAAACUUGUAUUUCUGAAAUUCUAACCAUUAAUCUGUUUAAUUUAACUUUUAGUUUGUUACGUUUUAUCAAAUAAAAACACAGAGUUA
Molecule: messenger RNA, 2564 nt
Organism: Thunnus maccoyii (southern bluefin tuna)
Lineage: Eukaryota; Metazoa; Chordata; Actinopteri; Scombriformes; Scombridae
Exons: 9
Coding region: 646-1131 (161 amino acids)
Source: RefSeq, a predicted model, not a curated record